This is a messenger RNA of Chaetomium strumarium, 2493 nucleotides long. RefSeq names its product SPT8-like protein. The coding region runs from base 211 to 2346 and encodes 711 amino acids. The record is from RefSeq and is a predicted model, not a curated record. Gene Ontology annotation, cellular component: nucleus; SAGA complex. Gene Ontology annotation, molecular function: protein binding. The transcript has a single exon. Lineage: Eukaryota; Fungi; Ascomycota; Sordariomycetes; Sordariales; Chaetomiaceae.
AGAAUCAAUGCUGAUGCAGAAGGCGGCGCGCGUCAUUCACAGGUUAUUAGCGUGUUCUUCCCGAUAGGCCAUAUCGCAAGCUCGCCUACCUAAGGUAGUACCUUGCGUUACUCAGUCCACUACUACCAACUGAAGAUUCCAGCAAUCUAAAAGUGCCAGCGUAGGUACUCCGAGGUAUUAAAGAGCAGAUAGACAUCUGCUGCAUUCGGUAUGGACGAUGACUACGGAAGCUCGGACAACGAGCAGGAUGAGCUGAUGGAGGAGGCCGACGAUCUCGAGGCCGAGAACGACGCCGAGGAGGACAACGAUGACGAAGAGGACGAGCAAGACGAACCAGACGAGCCCGAGCAGGAGCCCGCAGACGAUGCCGAAGCCGAAGCCGAGGCUGACGCUGAGCCGUUCGACGAGUCCCAGGCGCCGGCGAUGCUCGACAGCCAGGGCGCAGGGCAAGAUGACACGACGCGGGUAGCGGCUGGGCCGGCGACGCCGCUCACGACGUCACGGUGGCGGCCGGUGCUGCGACAGGAAUACAUCGAUGCGCCGCUCUACGACAUUGUGCCGACGAUGGCGGCGCCGCAGGCCACGAGCAUCAACGCGCUGGCGGUCACACCGGACCUGCGAUACUGGAUCACGGGCGGGUCGGACGGCUACAUCCGCAAGUACGACGGCAUGGGCACGAUCAACGGCAAGCAGCAGCUCACGGUGGCGCAGCGGCACCCGUUCGUCGACAGCGUGGUCAAGGCGGGCGUGCUGAUGAGCUACUGGGAGAACGAGGAGCCGGCACCAGCCAGCGCACGCGCCGACGAGAGGACACUGUCGGCGGUGUACAGCCUCGCCGUGCACAGCGGCGCGUUGUGGCUGCUGAGCGGGCUCGAGAGCGGCGGCAUCAACCUGCAGAGCGUGCGCCACGACGAGGGCAAGCGCAUCCACUGUCUGCAGGGCGGGCACACCAACGCCGUCAGCGUGCUGAAGCUGGCGCAGGACGAGAAGAGCGUGCUGAGCGGGAGCUGGGACAAGACCGUGCUCGACUGGGAUCUCAACAACGGCCAGAUUCUGCGCCGCUUCGAGGGCAGCGGCGGCCAGAUCUCGGCCAUUGAGCUGCGUCCGGCCAACGGCGCGCCCAUCCCCGCCGAGGCCAGCGAGGAGGUGGCCGCCGUCAGCGACACCUUCUCCGCCGAGACGAAGCCGCGCGUGAACGGCACCUUCUCCAACAGCAUGACGACCGACGACGCGGCUGGCGCGGGCCAAGCCGGCGGAGGCGGUGCGGGCGCGGCCGACAACACCGGGGGCGCUUCGCCCGAGCACGAGUCGCUCUUUGGCAGUCCCGCCGGGUCGCUCUUUGGCGAUAAUGACACCAUGGGCGGCGGCGGCGGCGGCGGGGCCUUCGGUGAUGACGACGACGACUUCUCCCGGGCUAUGGACAUGGGGCUCGACGACCAUUCCGGCGACUUCACCAUGGGCGAUGGCGACAUGUCGACCGGGCCCGGGUUGGCGGGCAUGGCAAACACGUCUUCGGCGGCUGAAGCACCUCCGUCCGCACCGCAUCAAGCGGAAUCCCAUGGCGAGGUUUCCAUCAGCGACACCAUGACGAGCGACACAGCUCGCGACACGUCCAUGGACUUCAACCAGGUCCCGGCCAUCACAGAGACCAGCACGCAAACCCAGCAUUCCGUCUCUGACCAGGCAAACUCACAGCACCCACAGCCCGACGCACAUCCUCCUCCACCUCCGUCUCCCUCUCGUCCCAACGGGGCCCCAGCAUCCCCCUCCAUGGUGUUCACAUCUGCGCACCCGCCGGGGCACGCCGACCCGACGCAGUCGUCAGCAAGCACCUUCCUCUCGGCCGCGAUCGACGGCACCAUCCGCAUCUGGGACCGGCGCGUGCCCGACCCGGUGGCGCGCAUCAACAACCGACGCGGCGUGCCGCCCUUCUGCAUGGGCGCGUGCUGGUCGCCCGACGGCAACUGGAUCUACGCGGGGCGGCGCAACGGCACCGUCGAGGAGUACUCGAUCCACAAGGCCACCAGCGGCUGGGCGCCCGAGCGGUCGCUCAAGUUCCCCGCCGGCUCCGGCGCCGUCAGCUGCGUGCGGCCCAUGCCCAACGGCCGCCACCUCGUCUGCGCGUCGCACGACAUCCUCCGCCUGUACGACCUGCGGGAGAACGCUGCGUUCAAGCACAGCAAGGUGCCCUUCAUCAUCAUCCCCGGCCCGCCCCGCGCCGGCGUCAUCGCCGACCUGCACAUCGACCCGACCUCGCGCAUCAUGAUCUCCAUCGCCGGCACCCGCGGCUGGGACGGGACUUCGACCGAGGUGCUGAUUGGCUAUGAGAUUGCCGUUGCGAAGUAGUUAAGGGGGGUUAGUAGGGGUAAGGGGAAACGAAGUCACGUUUACUUUUAGUCGCGAGGCCCCCCGUGCGCGGGCCAACAACGGUUGCGAAAAGAUACCAUGGUGGGAACGGCGUCUGGGUGUAGCAGUGAUUCAUUCAUUCAUGAG